AUGCAGCGGGACGGCGCGGAGCAGGGCGGCUUCCCGUGGCCGGAGGGGCUGCCCGUGGCCGGCCCGGCGCUGCCGUUCCGCUGCCCGCGCUGCGGGGAGCGCGGCCGGUUCGACAGCCUGGCGGCCCUGCGGGCGCGCCUGCAGCACGGCCGCGGCCGCGGCGAGCGGCGGGCGCCGGCCGGGGGCCGCCCGCUCUUCCCGCUGCGGGACGCGGAGCCGGGCUCGCCGCCGGAGCCCUGCGGCCGGGGCGGCCCCUCAGGCCGCGGGGCGCCCCUCGCCGCUUUCUGCGACGCCUCCGGAGAGGGGCGGCCGGAGCCGGAGCCUGAGGCGGCCGGGCUGGCGCAUGUCAGGGCGAAGUUCAGCAGGAUGGUGGAGGCCGUGGACAAGACGAUGGAGAAGCGGCUCGACAGGCUGACCGGGGAGCUGGCCCAGAAGACGGCGGAGCUGCUGGAGGUGCGGGCGGCCUUCGUGCAGCUCUCACAGAAGAAGCAGAAGGUGCAGCGGAGGGAGCGGGUGCUCAGCAGGCAGGUGGACGUGGCGGUGGAGAUGAUCACGGCCUUGAAGCAGCGCCUCAGCGAGUUCGAGGAGGAGGCAGAAAAAGAAUUGAGGGGAAAAGCCAGGCUCCAGCACUUCAUUGAGAACCUGCUGCAGUGUGUGGACCUGGCGGAGAGGCAGCUAGAGUAUUACCAAAACCAGCAGAUCGCCUGCAGCCGUAUAGCAGAUGUUACACUCUCUUUCCUAAGUGUGAUCUGGGUGCCUAGCCGAUGCAUAAAACCAGCCGUUGAAGACGCAGGCGGCUGUCGCCAGAAGGAGAAUAUCGAGGAGCAAACAGCAGAUAGAGUCAGCAGAAAUGGCCUCGAAGCACUCAAACAUUGGGUGGCCGGGGAUGUACUGGGUUGGUCUCAUGCUGGUGAUGAUGGUAGGAGACGACAGUGA
Anas platyrhynchos (mallard) is the source of this 936-nucleotide messenger RNA. Lineage: Eukaryota; Metazoa; Chordata; Aves; Anseriformes; Anatidae. The record is from RefSeq and is a predicted model, not a curated record.